Messenger RNA from Phlebotomus papatasi, 1961 nucleotides. Its product is annotated as RNA-binding protein RO60. The transcript is spliced from 6 exons. Gene Ontology annotation, cellular component: ribonucleoprotein complex. Bases 31 to 1830 code for a protein of 599 amino acids. The record is from RefSeq and is a predicted model, not a curated record. NCBI's taxonomy places the organism in Eukaryota, Metazoa, Arthropoda, Insecta, Diptera, Psychodidae. Gene Ontology annotation, molecular function: RNA binding.
GUAAAAACGUAGAAAAUAAUAAUCAGAAAGAUGGAUAAUCCAAAGAAAGUCUAUGGAAUCGUCCAUAAGAAUUCCAGCAGUGCGUUGCAAAAAUUUUGCAAUGAGCACGGAGAAAUUGUGUUGGUCAACCCUGCAAAGGUGGUGAGUGUUGUGACAACUGGAGGAAUUUCACUCAUAUCAAAUAACACAAUGAAUGCUAUACAUUUGCUACGAUUUCUCCAUAUGGGGAAUACGGAUCAGUGCUACGUGGCGACGGAGAAGAAACCAACGGUGAGGGUAUUGUGUCGCCUUCCAGAUCAACUGGAAUGCCUAAAGACAUUGGCCACUGGUGAGAAUCAUCGUCUGGUAACGCUGACCAUCAAGAAGGCCAUUGAUUGUGCUGACCUGCGUCGAAAGAAUGAGACAUUGAUCUGCAUCGUGUAUUGUUUGCAUUUGGUGCAGAAUCAGGAACUCCGAAAUGCCAUCUACCAAAUGCUUCCGGACAUCCUCGUGACACAGGACGAUUUUCUGCUGUUUGCGUACUACAACAAAUUCUACUCCCUGAAUCGCACUGGCUAUAGCCGUGGUCUGCGCAAUGCCAUCGCCAAGUGGUACAAUCUCAAGACACCUGAAGAGCUCUGUGACAUGAUUGCUCGUCGAAGUGUCAUCAACAAGUGGUCACACAAAGAUGUCAUACAGAUGGCUCAUCCCAAGAUUCAGGAUCCUCAGAAGGUUCUCAUUGUCAAAUCCACAUUCCAGAGUGGUCCACUGACACUCAAGAAUGCCGAGAAUGACAAUAGUGUUGCUGAGAUGACAUCCUACCAGCGUCUAUUGCUCAUCAUUGAAUUCAAGAAUCUCAAGGAUCCGGCCAAGGCGGUGGAGAUGAUUCAAAAAUAUAACAUCCCCUAUGCCUACAUACCCACGCACAUGUGGCCACAUCGUCAAAUCUGGGAAGCACUCCUGCCAUCAAUGACGUAUCCAGAACUUCUUGAGGCCAUUCCACGAUUGACGGCCAUGAAAAUGCUCAAACCCUCCGAUUCACUCUCCAAGAAAUAUUGCAGCGCCCUCAGCAAUAUGGAAACAUUGCGGAACAGCAAAAUGCAUCCAAUUUCCGUUUUUGCUUUCCUUCAGCUCUACCGCUCCAAGCGUCGCUAUCCUGAGAAAUUCAAGGACACCUACUACCGCAAGAAGCUGAAUAUCCAGGAAAUGGAUGUCAAUCAGCAUUUUACACGAAAAAUUAUGGCUGGAGUUAAUCACUCCUUCAAGUAUUUGGAUCCGAUAGAACAGAGUAUUUGCGUGGUGAUUAAUUUGAGGAAGAAACUCAUUAACAGACCAGUUUUUGGACUAAAACAACUCACGUGUUUGGAAGUUUCUCUCGUGAUGGCUCUCUCAUUGCUUCAUUCGGGACGCAAUGUCGUCAUAAUGACUUAUACAAAUGUUAAAGGGGCUCUAAAGCGUGUUCCAGUGACGAAGGAAAUGUCUUACGAUGAUGCAUAUAAAGUUUGCGUUGAUAUGACUAUGGAUAAAACUUGGCAAGAACUUGGGACACCUCUAAAUGUGGCAGUGGAAGAAGGUAAGCAGUACAAUGCUUUUAUUGUAUUUGUGGAUUCAAUUCAGAGGGCUGGAAGAGGUGGAAAACCACCCAUUAUGCAGUUCAAUCGAUACAAGACAAAGUUCCAGCAGAAACCUCCAAACGCUUCGACAAGGUUCAUUGUCGUAAAUAUGCGUCGUCGCAGAGGUGAUAUGAAAUUCAAUGAUAACACCGAAUCGAUGGGAAUGCUUGAAAUUGCUGGCUUCGAUAGAAAUUCCCCAAAAGUGAUUGAAGCUUUUGUCAAGCAGCAAUUUGUGUAAUUUUUGCGAAAAUUCAAAUAAUAUCUUACACAAAUAUGCGAUUUAUUGCUUAUUUUUUAUUUUUAAUCUCAUUUUCUUUUAUUUUAAUGUCGGGGCUGCAAAUACCGGAAAUAAAACAAAACUCGAAAUUA